Messenger RNA from Nannospalax galili (Upper Galilee mountains blind mole rat), 3143 nucleotides. It is a transcript of the gene Mepce, whose product is annotated as methylphosphate capping enzyme. The record is from RefSeq and is a predicted model, not a curated record. Gene Ontology annotation, molecular function: snRNA binding; RNA methyltransferase activity; O-methyltransferase activity. The transcript is spliced from 4 exons. Lineage: Eukaryota; Metazoa; Chordata; Mammalia; Rodentia; Spalacidae. The coding region runs from base 668 to 2623 and encodes 651 amino acids. Gene Ontology annotation, biological process: snRNA modification.
GCUGGGUUUACAGCCAGGCGGAGACCGCUGAGACCCAUUCCUCAGGAACAAGGGUCGGGUGUCAAGGAGACCUUUUCACACCAGCUCCCCGGUCCCCGCCUACGGUGGGUGGGAUCGCGCGCCAGAGACAAAGGAUAUCAGUAGGGCUCGGACAUAGCGGCGAAGGGAAGUGGGGUGUCCUUGUGGGGUAGCGGGGGGCUGGGGGCUGGGGGCAGUGCGGAGACCAGGGAGGGGGGCCUAUAUUUAAACUCCCGGAGCCGUUAAGUUGGUUCGCACUCCCGAUGCGCGCGCAGCCGGGGUGGUGGCGGAGUGCGCAUGCGUGGUUCCGAGGCGAGCGGAACGCGCGCCCGCCGUGCGCGCUCUCGGCGAAGUGGUAGUGUCGGCGGAGAGAAAGGGGGUCAGCGCACGCGCAGUUGGUUCCCUGGCUUGUCCGGGUCUCGCGGGCAUCUUGUUUUGGUCUCGCGGGCGAGUGGGGCGCGCUUGGUGUGUGGAGGGAAGGUGGGGGGCGCGCGAGGCAGAGCUGCGCGCGCACUCGGGGAAGAGGCGGAAGGGAGUGAGUGAAGGGGGGGUGUCUUAGGUUGCAGCGAGAGGGUUGAAGACUCCCCUACACACCUGGUCACCUCUCGGUACCCUCGCUUGGGACGGGGCAAUUACAAGGGGAGAAGAGAUGAUCGAGAUGGCGGCGGAGAAGGAGCCGUUUCUGGUGCCGGCCCCGCCGCCGCCGCUCAAAGAUGGAGGGGGCGGCCCCGAGGUGCGAGCGCACCGGGAGUCUCCGGCCCGGGAACCCCGCGACGGCACGGAACGCGGGCCCGGCCCACGCGCCCACUCGGCGGGCCCUGCAGCCAGCCAAGGGCCUGGGGAACCCCCGGGGCGAACAGCAGCUCCCGCGGACGUGGGGGAGGAGCGCCGGGGAGGGGGCGGGACGGACCUGGGUGCCCCUGCCCCUCCACGACCUCGCAAUGGCUACCAACCCCACCGACCCCCCGGAGGUGGCGGGGGUAAGAGGAGAAAUAGCUGUAACGUAGGGGGAGGAGGCGGUGGAAGCUUCAAACAUCCGGCCUUCAAGAGGCGCCGGCGGGUGAAUUCGGACUGUGACUCGGUGUUACCCUCCAACUUCCUCCUGGGGGGCAAUAUCUUUGAUCCACUGAACCUGAAUAGCCUCCUGGACGAGGAAGUGAGUCGCGCGCUCAAUGCGGAGACCCCAAAGUCAUCCCCACUUCCGGCCAAGGGGCGGGACCCCGUGGAGAUCCUCAUCCCCAAAGAUAUCACUGACCCGCUCAGUCUCAAUACUUGCACUGAUGAGGCCCAUGUAGUUCUGGCCUCGCCACUCAAGAUUGGUCGCAAGCGCCAUAGACACCGGGGACCGCACCACCAGCAGCAGCAGGCGUCCGGAGGGAGCGAUAGCCACUCAGUGCUGCCCACGGACCCUCCCGCUCCCUCACUCCAAGGGGAGGGCGCCACGCAACAGCGGCACAAGGGACCGAACCGCGACGCCCCGCAACCCUAUGAACUCAAUACAGCCAUCAACUGCAGGGAUGAAGUCGUGUCCCCCCUUCCAUCUGCCCUGCAGGGUCCCUCAGGCUCCCUUUCAGCCCCUCCAGCUGCCUCAGUUACCUCGGCACCCUCGUCUUCCUCCUCCCGACAUCGCAAACGUCGCAGGACUUCCAGCAAGUCAGAGGCAGGGGCUAGGGGUGGAGGCCAGGGUCCCAAGGAAAAGGGCCGAGGGAGUGGGGGAGGCCGCCACCACCACCCACUACCUGCAACUGGCUUCAAAAAGCAACAACUCAAGUUCCAGUAUGGGAAUUACUGCAAGUACUAUGGCUAUCGCAAUCCGUCCUGCGAGGAUGUGCGCCUUAGGGUGUUGAAGCCUGAGUGGUUUCGAGGUCGGGACGUUCUAGACCUGGGCUGCAAUGUUGGCCAUCUGACCCUGAGUAUUGCCUGCAAGUGGGGUCCAUCCCGCAUGGUGGGGCUGGACAUCGACCCCCGACUCAUCCACUCAGCCCGUCAGAAUAUUCGACACUACCUGUCCGAGGAUCUGCGUCUCCAAUCCCAGACUUCUGAAGAGGACCCAGGUAAAGAAGGGGAGGAAGGGACUACCACUGUCCGAAAAAGAAGCUGCUUCCCAGCCUCGCUGACAGCCAGCCGGGGUCCCAUCGCUGCACCCCAAGUGCCGUUGGAUGGAGCAGACACAUCUGUCUUCCCCAACAAUGUUGUCUUCGUCACGGGUAACUAUGUUCUGGAUCGGGAUGAGCUGGUGGACGCCCAAAGAGCUGAAUAUGAUGUGGUGCUCUGCCUCAGCCUCACAAAGUGGGUGCACCUCAACUGGGGCGACGAGGGGCUGAAACGCAUGUUCCGCAGGAUCUACCGGCACCUGCGCCCUGGGGGCAUCUUGGUCCUGGAGCCCCAACCAUGGUCCUCAUACUGCAGGAGAAAGUCUCUCACGGAAACAAUCUAUAAGAACUACUUUCGAAUCCAGCUAAAGCCAGAACAGUUCAGUUCCUACCUGACAUCCCCAGAGGUGGGCUUCUCUAGCUAUGAGCUUGUAGCCACACCUAGUAACGCUGCCAGAGGCUUCCAGCGUCCUGUGUACCUGUUCCACAAGGCCCAUUCCCCCAGCCACUAAGUGGCCCCCUGAACAGAAGGCGUGAAGAGGCCAUCCAUCCUUGCUGCUCCUGAGGACCUGGGAGGAGAGGAGAUUAUCCUAAGGUCUUUCCUGUGUAACUCCAAAAAGUUUCCUUUCUUGGAUCUGCAAAGAAAGCUUUUCUUAAGUUGCUGCCCUAGUCUCCUCCCUGACACCUCUGGCACCUGAGUAAGCCCAGCUGUGCUGGAAUUACAUCAGCUUCCUCUUCCCAGCCUACUGGGCUGGGUGGCAUGGACUGUUUGCUGACCUCUCUCAUCCUAAGGCAUGGGAACUGGGAAAUGUCAAAUUCUCUAGGCCUUUCCUCCUGUUCUCCAAAGGAGAGUCCUGCUUAUCAGCCUUUGUUUCUAGCCACACUUAAGUGGACCAUGGAUGGACUAAGGAUUAGAGGGGGAAUUUGGAAAAGAGACAUGUGAAAAUCCUGCUGUCCCCUGUGGGAGAGGGGCUGGGUUUGGAAAGUGAGAACAGCACAAUAAACUUGAUACCUAGGGCAGUGGCCCCUGCA